Messenger RNA from Venustampulla echinocandica, 1479 nucleotides. RefSeq lists its product as uncharacterized. Gene Ontology annotation, biological process: DNA replication initiation; mitotic DNA replication preinitiation complex assembly; DNA replication. Lineage: Eukaryota; Fungi; Ascomycota; Leotiomycetes; Helotiales; Pleuroascaceae. Bases 1 to 1479 code for a protein of 492 amino acids. The record is from RefSeq and is a predicted model, not a curated record. The transcript has 2 exons. Gene Ontology annotation, cellular component: DNA replication preinitiation complex. Gene Ontology annotation, molecular function: DNA replication origin binding; single-stranded DNA binding.
AUGCAAGAAACAGAACGUCAGGAGUUGACCGAACGGUCCACUGCCCUCAGGGCAGAAUUAAAAUCAUGGGAAAAGGACUUCGCAGCCGCGAAUGAUGGCCACAAAGCCUCGCGCGAGGAUAUCAAAAAACACCCUGAUAUUGCUGCUAAAUAUAAAGAAUAUAACAAAGUGCGAGAUGUUCUUUCCGGGAAAAUCAUACCUAGCAAGGAGGAGCCCAAACGCCAGACACCUCAAAAGCGAAAACACGAGGGAGGACAUGUGGCAUCCAAACGGCAACAUAUAAUACAAACACCUUCGAGGGGGGAAAUUAAGCCUUGGGAUGUUGACCCAUAUGACUCGCCAUCAGUUGUACGAAAUCUCUUCACACCUUUAAAGAAGACAGCCUUGGGCCCAACACCACAGAAGGAUGGGCAGGUACUGGGAUUGUUUGAUCUUCUUCAGGAGGAUCCUUCGCCGUCGAAAACAGAAACCACUAAAACGAUAGGUACUCAUAUACCUGUCCAUUCGACACCCCGAAAAUCAAAGCUAGAGAAUACGCUCAGACACAGCAGAACUCCAGCAUCAACAGGGAAAAGAUACAUGCUAGACGCUUUUGCUACCCCACUGAAGAACCGGCAUCCUAACGACCACGGAAACAAAACUCCGUCAUCGAUCUCCAAAUUACAUUUUUCCACGCCCUCGUUCUUAAGACGAGAUAGCCAGAGGACGCAGCUGCCCGUCCUUAAGGAGAAUGAGGACGGCAUCUCGAUAUCCCCAGAAAUGAUACGUGUUCCACGAAAACCUCUGGUGCGUGGUCUAAGUAGUAUGCUAGCCGGUCUUCGGAAAAUGGAAGAAGAAGCCGCAGAUGACGACCUGGAAGCCCUGCGCGAGAUGGAGAAUGAAAUGGCUGGUAUUCCCAGCAAACCUGCACCGAAGCAGCAAGUAGCAGCGCCCAAAGAGCCGGUCUUGGUCGAAGAUAGUCAACCAAGGCUACCACUAGGCGGAUUCGAUGAUGAAGCAAUGUACGACAGUGAGCCUGAAGAGCCGAAAGAUCGCGGCGGCGAGCCCCUAAAAGUCUACAAAAAGAAAGGCCAAAAACGAACAACAAGACGAGUAAACAUGAAACCCAGCCGCUCAAAGCCUCAAUCGCAGGCUGCUGUCCCAACUACCGAAGACAGCGACGACGAGCUUGCCACCGGUCCUAAUGACGAAACAGUCCCGGACACUCAGAUUGACGAUGACUUUACAGCAGGAUUUGAAGAUGUGCGGAACUUCGAUUCGGAUACUCAAUCUGAAUACACUGCUUCGGAAGGCGGGACGAGGUAUAGGAGACCGGAUCAGAGUAAGAAGCGGAAGGUUAUGGGCAAGGAUGGGAAGAUUAAGACUGCGGCGAGGAAGGUUGGUGCUCUAGCACACCAGAAUUUCAAGAGGUUGAAGUUGAGGAAUUCGGGGGCGAAAGGGGGGCCGGCUCAUAAUAGUCGGUUUAGGAGGCGGAAGUGA